This is a messenger RNA of Dothidotthia symphoricarpi CBS 119687, 2176 nucleotides long. Its product is annotated as acetyl-CoA synthetase-like protein. The record is from RefSeq and is a predicted model, not a curated record. Gene Ontology annotation, molecular function: medium-chain fatty acid-CoA ligase activity. The coding region runs from base 343 to 2097 and encodes 584 amino acids. Gene Ontology annotation, biological process: fatty acid metabolic process. Lineage: Eukaryota; Fungi; Ascomycota; Dothideomycetes; Pleosporales; Dothidotthiaceae. The transcript has 2 exons.
AUGCUAUAAACAGGAUCGAGAUGGCUUCUGGGACAUGGCAGAGUGCUUGCUACAGCUCCGGGACACGCUAAAAGUGCAUAGAUUCCCAAGAUAGACGCUGAACCGGCUGUUGGGCUUCGGAAGCGCAGGCCGGCCCUUCUUCUGGCGCCAGCAGAUAGAUAGCCGCACUGCGGAGAGGUGCAGGCUGGGUACUUCAUCCACAGGGGGGUCGUCGCCAUGUGGGCUCGGAAUCUGUUCUCUCGCACGCUCGCCCGACACCGAAGCUCGCUCUCCGCACAUUCAGCACCUUCAGCACAUCCAGCACGCCCAGCACACGCAGCACACGCACUGACAAGCGCGAGGAUGGCGUCGACACUCCCCCGCCUGCCCAUAUUCGAGGCCCUCAAGAAGCACGACGGACACAGCACGGCCAUCGUCCACUCGCUGUCCGGGCGGCGCUUCACGUACGGCGAGCUGGUCAACGAUGUCGCCGCGGCCAAGGACCUGCUGCAACGCAACACGGGCGGGCGCAGCGCAGAGGGGGAGCGCAUCGCCUUCCUGGUGGAGAACGGCUACGACUACGUAGUGACGCUGCUGUCCAUCCUCGCCGCCCACGCCAUCGCCGUGCCGCUGUCGCCCGCCUUCCCCGCCCACGAGCUGCGCUACAUCGUCGACCAGAGCGAGGCCCUGGUGCUGCUCUCGUCGGCCAAGUUCCGCGCCCAGGCCGACGAGGUGCUGCGCGAGGGCAUGGCCACGGCCCCCGUCCACUACAGCCGCGACAAGAUCAUGCUGGGCAAGACGGACGACUGCGUGACGCUCGAGGACCCCGCCAGCCCCCACGGCGGCCUGAUGCUGUACACGUCGGGCACCACGAACCGCCCCAAGGGCGUGCUGCUGGCCCAGGACGUGCUGACGGCCCAGUCCCGGUCGCUGCUGGCCGCCUGGCACUACACGGCCCGCGACGUGCUGCUGCACCUGCUGCCGCUGCACCACAUCCACGGCACCGUCAACGCCCUGCUGACCCCGCUGUUUGCCGGCAGCACCAUUGAGUUCCAGUUCCCCUUCAACGCCGCCAAUGUCUGGGAACGCCUCGCCGCCCCCUUCCUGCCCGCCCCCGACCCGGCCAAGCAGCCCAUCACCUUCCUCACCGUCGUGCCCACCAUCUACACGCGCCUGCUGGCCUCGCACGCCGGCCUCACCCCCGAGCUGCAGGCCGCCUCCAAGACGGCCCUCCACCCCUCCAACAUGCGCCUCAACAUCUCGGGCUCGGCCGCCCUGCCCACCCCAGUCAAGUCUGCCUGGUCAGAGCUCAGCGGCGGAAACGUCCUCCUCGAGCGCUACGGCAUGACCGAAGUCGGCAUGGCCCUGUCCUGCGGCCUCACCUUCACCGACCGCGUCGACGGCUCCGUGGGCUGGCCCCUCCCCUCUGUGCAGGCGCGCCUCGUCGACACAGAGACGCACCAGGUCAUCAACGAGGGCGAGGAGAUAGACCCCGCAACAGGCCGUGAGCGCCAGGGCGAGAUCCAGCUGCGAGGCCCCACCAUAUUCCGCGAGUACUGGAAGAACCCCACGGCCACAGCCAAGGAGUUCACCGCCGACGAAGACGGCCAGGGCAAGUGGUUCAAGACGGGCGACGUCGCCAUCCGCAGACCGGUCGACGGCGCGGGGAAGAGCGCGCAGGAGUGGGCAAGGGGACCGUGCUACUUCAUCCUCGGCCGCUCGUCGGCAGACAUCAUCAAAACCGGCGGUGAGAAGGUGUCGGCGCUGGAAAUCGAGCGCGAGAUGCUGUCCCUGCCACAGGUCAGCGAGGUCGCCGUCGUGGGGUUGCCUUCGGAUGCGUGGGGCCAGAAGGUCGCGGCCGUCGUGGUGCUGUCUGAGCCUGGGAAGACUGCUGGGAAGGGCGGCAAGGCGUGGUCGCCGCUAGACAUGAGGAGGGCCUUGAAGGAGGUCCUGGUCAACUACAAAAUACCCCAGGAGAUGAAGGUUGUGGACACGAUUCCACGGAAUGCCAUGGGCAAGAUCAACAAGAAGCAGCUGGUCAAGGAGAUUUGGGGGGAGCCGUUGGAGGGUGCUAAGAAAGAGGGAGGCGCCGUGCAAGUACCGAAUGGGAGUGUAUGAUAUUGUUCGUGUAGAAUUGCAAGAAAACUUCCCCCUUUUAGUAUGUGGGGAUCGUCGGAAUGGCAAAAGUAUAGAAUGA